Messenger RNA from Ceratosolen solmsi marchali, 2180 nucleotides. Its product is annotated as long-chain-fatty-acid--CoA ligase 5. Lineage: Eukaryota; Metazoa; Arthropoda; Insecta; Hymenoptera; Agaonidae. Gene Ontology annotation, biological process: fatty acid metabolic process. Gene Ontology annotation, cellular component: endoplasmic reticulum; membrane. The record is from RefSeq and is a predicted model, not a curated record. Gene Ontology annotation, molecular function: long-chain fatty acid-CoA ligase activity. The transcript has 8 exons. The coding region runs from base 154 to 2124 and encodes 656 amino acids.
CAGCUUUACUCAAUGAAUUAGUAAUAGAACGUGUGUGUAGCAACUGUUAUUAAGAUCCGUUGAAAAAGGAAAAUUUUUAUAUAAAUUUAAAAACAUUUACUAUAUUAUUUGUGAAUAUAUUUCUUUUUAAAAUAUAAUUUUACAAGAUUAGAAAUGCCAGGCUGUUUCUUUCAUGAACCAAUUCGCAUACCAAUUGAUCGCAAUGAACAAUCGGAUAUACUCAAGGGUUCUCAACUAAUAAGAGUUUCAAAGUUUUAUAACGAAAGUAAAAAUGGAAAAUUUAUAAGUUUUAUUCAUGAAGAUACACGGACAUUAUAUGAUGCUUUUCGAAAAGGUGCGAAAGAAUCCAAUAAUGGUCCCUGCCUUGGAUGGCGCGAUGGACCUCUUCAAUCGUAUCAUUGGUUACAUUAUAAUGAAACCCUUUUAAGAGCAAAAAAUUUGGGAUCUGGUCUCGUUUCAUGCGGUUUACAACCAUGUGCUCAAACUCUAAUUGGUCUUUACAGUCAAAAUUGCCCUGAGUGGAUAUUAACGGAACAAGCUUGCUAUACAUAUUCGCUUGUAGUCGUACCUUUGUAUGAUACUUUAGGACCAGAUGCAUGCGCAUAUAUUAUAAAUCAAGCUGAUAUAAAUUUGGUUGUAUGUGAAAAUGAUCAAAAAUGCAAUUUGCUUUUGGACAAAGCACCAAGAUGCUUACGCAAGUUAGUUGUUAUGAAAGAAAUAAAAUCGUCAACAAAACAAAGAGCAAAGAAUAGGGGUAUAGAACUAUAUCGUUUCGAAGAUAUUGAACAAUUGGGUUCAGAAAAAAAUAAUCCGGAAAUGCCGGCAUCUUAUAUGGAUCUUUGUACAGUUUGUUACACUUCAGGAACGACUGGUAAUCCAAAGGGUGUUAUGCUAACUCAUCAAAAUGUUAUGGCUGGUGUUUGUGCUGUUUUACUUCAAUUAGGAGAUUAUAAGCCUACACCCAAAGAUACAAUGAUUAGUUUUCUACCACUAGCUCAUAUGUUGGAAAGAUGUUGUCAAAAUGCAAUGUACAUGGUUGGUGGAUCAGUAGGCUUUUUUAGAGGCGAUAUUAAAGGAUUAUCAGCUGAUAUGAAAGCAUUAAAACCAACGGUUAUGCCAGCUGUUCCACGACUUUUAAAUCGUAUUUAUGAUCAGGUUAGAUCAGAAUUAGAAAACUCAUUUUUAAAACGGAUAUUCUUUAAUAUGGGUUUACGAUAUAAGGAAUCUGAUAUUAAAAGAAGUAUUAUUCGAAAAAAUACUAUAUGGGAUAGUUUAGUUUUUAAAAAUAUUCAAGAAGAUAUGGGAGGAAGAUUACGUUUAAUGAUAGUAGGAUCAGCUCCUCUUUCAGGAAAGGUUCUUACAUUUGCUAGAUGUGUGCUAGGAUGUCUUAUUGUAGAAGGCUAUGGACAAACUGAAUGUGCCGCACCAAUUACUUUAUCCGUUCAGGGCGAUCCUAUACCUGAGCAUGUUGGACCACCAGUAGCUUGUUGUUGUAUUAAAUUAAUGGAUGUACCAGAGAUGGAGUAUUAUACAAGUAAUAAGCAAGGUGAAGUUUGUGUAAAAGGUACAAAUGUUUUUGCAGGCUAUUAUAAAAAUCUUGAAAAAACUGCGGAAGUAAUUGAUGAGCAAGGAUGGCAUCAUACUGGAGAUAUCGGAAUGUGGCUUCCGAAUGGAACUUUGAAAAUUAUUGAUAGAAAAAAACAUAUAUUUAAACUUUCUCAAGGAGAAUAUAUUGUUCCAGAAAAAAUUGAAAAUAUUUACAUUAAAAGCCAAUACAUAUAUCAAGUUUUUGUGUAUGGUGAAUCAUUAAAAUCAUGUAUUAUUGCAAUUGUUGUACCGGAUGUCGAUGUUAUAAAAUGUUGGGCCUUAGAAAAUAACAUACCUGGUACUUUAAGUAUAUUAUGUGUUAAUUCAGAAGUUAAAAAUGUAAUUUUAAAUGACAUGUUGAUCAGGGGCAAAGAUGCUGGUUUAAAAUCUUUUGAACAAAUAAAGGAUAUAUACCUUCAUCCAGAUCCGUUCUCUGUUAAAAAUGGUCUUUUAACACCAGCUUCAAAAAUAAAACGUCCACAAUUAAAAACGUAUUUUAAGCCCCAAUUGGAAGAUCUUUAUCAAAACUUACCUUAAAUAAGUUUAAUCAAGUAAAAUAUCUAUUACGAAACUAUAACUCUUUUCCCAAACAA